Messenger RNA from Thamnophis sirtalis, 2255 nucleotides. It is a transcript of the gene POU3F3, whose product is annotated as POU class 3 homeobox 3. Gene Ontology annotation, biological process: regulation of transcription by RNA polymerase II; brain development. NCBI's taxonomy places the organism in Eukaryota, Metazoa, Chordata, Lepidosauria, Squamata, Natricidae. Gene Ontology annotation, cellular component: nucleus. Gene Ontology annotation, molecular function: DNA-binding transcription factor activity, RNA polymerase II-specific; RNA polymerase II cis-regulatory region sequence-specific DNA binding. The record is from RefSeq and is a predicted model, not a curated record.
AUGGCUACGGCGGCGUCUAACCCCUACCUGCCAAGCAACAGCAUCCUGUCGGCGGGCUCCAUCGUCCACUCGGACUCCGGGGGGAUGCAGCCGGGCAGCGUGGCCGUCACUUCGGUGUCCGGCGGGGGCUACCGGACCGACCCUUCUUCCGUGAAGAUGGUCCAGAGUGACUUCAUGCAGGGCGCCAUGGCGGCCAGCAACGGCGGCCAUAUGCUGAGCCACGCGCACCAGUGGGUGACAGCCCUGCCCCACGCCGCCGCCGCUGCUGCUGCUGCAGCCGCCGCCGCCGUAGAAGCCGGCUCGCCCUGGUCCAGCAGCCCGGUGGGCAUGACGGGCAGCCCCCAACAGCAGCAGGCGCAGCAGCAGCAACAGCAGCCCGACGUGAAGGGUGGCGGCGGCGGCGGCGGGCGGGACGACCUGCACUCGAGCGCGGCGCUGCACCACAGGCCCCCGCCGCCGCACCUGGGUCCCCCGCACCAGAGCCACUGGGGCUCCACCACGGCGGCCCACUUGCCUUCCAUGGCCAGCCAGCAGCAGCAGCAAUCGCUCAUCUACUCGCAACCCGGCGGCUUCACGGUCAAUGGUAUGCUGAGCCCCCCGCCCGGCAGCCAGAGCCUGGUGCACCCGGGCUUGGUGAGGGGCGACACGCCAGAGCUGGGCGACCACCCGGGUCAUCACCACCAUCACCACCACCAUCCGCACCCGCACCAGCACCACGGCGGCGGCGGCGGCGGCGGUGCCGGCGGCCUGAACAGCCACGAUCCGCACUCGGACGAGGACACGCCGACCUCGGACGACCUGGAGCAGUUCGCCAAGCAGUUCAAGCAGCGCCGGAUCAAGCUGGGUUUCACGCAGGCCGACGUGGGCUUGGCACUGGGCACCCUGUACGGCAACGUCUUCUCGCAAACCACCAUCUGCCGCUUCGAGGCCCUCCAGCUCAGCUUCAAGAACAUGUGCAAACUCAAGCCCUUAUUAAAUAAGUGGCUGGAGGAAGCCGACUCGUCCACGGGCAGCCCGACUAGCAUCGACAAGAUCGCCGCGCAGGGCAGGAAGAGGAAGAAGCGGACCUCCAUCGAGGUGAGUGUCAAGGGGGCUUUGGAGAGCCACUUUCUGAAAUGCCCCAAGCCCUCCGCCCAGGAGAUUACGAACCUAGCGGACAGCCUGCAGCUGGAGAAGGAAGUGGUCAGGGUUUGGUUUUGCAAUCGAAGGCAGAAAGAGAAGCGGAUGACCCCUCCUGGGAUCCAGCAGCAGACGCCCGACGAUGUCUACUCCCAGGUCGGCAACGUCAGCUCCGACACGCCGCCCCCGCACCACGGACUUCAGGCGAGCGUGCAGUGAAAGAGACAGAAAGACAGUCAGAGAGACAGAGUCGUCGCCACAAAAGUGAGAGGAGUUAUUAGAGAGAGAGAGAGAGGAGGGGGGGCGAGAGGAGAAGGAGAGGAGACCGAGAGAGGGAGGCAAGCACCGCGCUGGUGGGCAGUCCGGGUGGGGGAGGGGAGGGAGAUGGAGAAGGGAGGCAAACAGGAAAACAAAAACACGACCAGACACCUGCAGCCCACGUUUGUGUUCGGUUCCCCGACCCCCAUUCUUUUUACCCGUCUCUGUAUCAGAAACAUUUGGAGAAGUCCAGCCCAGCGGUGGGAAUUCCAUCUCAGCAUGGAGAAAACAUCGUGAUGGAAACCCAGACAGACCAAAAAUUGAUUCUUUUUCUUUUUCUCUUCUUUUGGGUAGCAUUCUACAACAAAAUCUAAAUUACGUCCUGUGUUGUUGCCUUCAGGCAGCGACAAAACAAGCACUAUCCCCUACUUCUAUUAUCUGCCCCUACCUUUCUCUUCUCCUUCGUCAUUUCCUAGCCUCACCCACCUGCUACCGCACUCACCAUUAGGACUGUCCUGUGAAAUUCCUGAAACUUUUCUCUCCAGCUCAAACACGUGCACGUAUAAACACAGACAGGCAGUUUAAAAAAAAAUACACGCGAAAAGUUAGAGAUGUAAAGCCGCAUCAGGAACAAAACCAGUAACAAACAUUAGCUGCUUCCCAGAACUUAGUUAUUAUUGGCCAAACUACAUUAAUUAUUGGUGCAGGGCAGGAAUCCACUUGAGAAGGGUGAUAUUCUGCAAAAUGGGGGGAGGGGAGGUGACAGUCUCUUUAGAUAAGGAAAAUGGGGAAAUAAUGCACUCAAGAGUUAAAAAAAUAAGCAGUCAGGAUAGGAAAGAGAAUUUAUUCACAAUGAGAAAGAGAGAGGAGGGAGGGAG